GGGAUAGGGAUUUCUCAAAGGGGGCCACGCUAGAGGCAUAAUCUGCUUCAAGCCUCGGCUUCCACUUUACGUGCUCAGUGGCGAUGGAGUUCCUCGCUGAGGAGAACGACUGCGGACAGACGUUGCUGCGUCUCGUGAGUCGUGGCAGCGCCAUCAUCGCCGAGCUGCUGCGUUUGUCCAACAACAUUCCAGGGUGUGUGGAAUACAAAGGACGAAGACUAGCGAGUACAUUUCUGACGUGAUGUUUACAUGGUGUAGCGUGUUCAUGGGGCCCUCGCACGUGGAAGAUCCCGAGCAGCUCAAGUAUCUCAAUAUCCUCUUUGACUUCGCGUACUUGAAGAACCCUGAGGACUUUGAAAACAUGGUCAACAGUAACACGGAGCUGCUGGACGUGGACGACGAGUUCAUGGACAACCACGAAGACAUUUUGGAUCGAUUCUAUCAGCUGUUUGAUGGCAUCUACAAGGUCUGUUGUACUUUUGGACUCUGAAAAGUAAUUAGCGUCGGCUCACUUGGGUGAUUUUGCGUGUGCGUACAGUAUAUCAGCGAUUAUUUGGAGUUUCUGGACAAUUUGGAGAAAGGGUUCUUCAUCCAACACACGCUAGCCAAUAUCCUGCUGGAUACGGACGGCGCACAGCUCAUGUGCGAAGCAUUGUACCUUUAUGGAGUGAUCUUGCUACUACUGGACCGCAAGAUCCCCGGUCCGACACGAGAGAAAAUGGUCAUCGCAUUCUACCGAAGCAAGGGUGAGUCUGCGCUGGAAAACAUUGAUGAGGUCUGCAAGCUCUGCCGUGUGACGGGGUACCUGCCUGGUCAGCCUAAACCGGCGCAGUAUCCGGAGCGAUACUUUAAGCGCUUUCAACCUCCAGAGGAAGUGGUGAGCAUGGUGAUCGGCAAACUACAGUCUGACGAUGUGUACCUUCAAGAACCCUGUUUCCCACAUCGCACCCAUCGCUCCACUCGCCUUGCAGCGCAGGCGUCGAUGCUUUUUGUGAUUUUGUUCUUUGCUCCGGAUAUUCUCAUUCAUGAGAAAGCGAGUAUGCGUGAAAUUGUGGAUCGUCACUUCAACGACAACUUUAUCUUGACGACAUACAUGGGAGCAGUGGCUGAUUUGUCGCUGGAGUGGGCAGCUUACCCUGCGGCACGCUUGGCUCUUGCUAACACGCUGGAGCCUUCGAAUAUCGCGCAUAUUACCAAGAAGAAGGCACAACAGACGCAGCGGUCCAUUGAUGAACUCAACUACUUCCUAACGGAAGGUGUACUCACUGAAAUGUACGUAUUGGAGAACUUGGACCCGCUAUUGAACUGCAUCCGUAAUGCCAACGUGACGAUCCGAUGGACGAUGAUGCACUCACGUAUUCAACCGGUGAUUCCCAUGAUGGAGAAUUCCACGGCGCAGCGCGAGAUCUUUGAUAAAGGCACUGACCCAGACAAGCUGAUCACGCUACUGCUUAAAGUUUCUCAAUUGGAGUGGAAGCUGAAGCAAAUGUUCGAGGCUCUACUUGCCACUAAAGAAGAUCGAUGGCAGCGUUGCAUGAAGGAAACGUCGGAGCGCAUGGAGGAGCUGAGCGAGUAUUUUUCCGGUGAAAAACCGCUGACUCGUGUGGAACGCAACGAGGACCUUAUGAAGUGGUUUAAGGAUUUGGCUGAGAAAGUCAACAGUUUGGACUACGUUGAUCACAUCAAGGCUGGGCGACGAAUCAAGCGCCUGAUUGAGGCUCUGGGUCACGUCGAACAGUUUGACCAGAUCGACACGAACUUGCAAGUGAAGGCAUACCUUGAGGAAUCUCGCGAAUUCCUCACUGAGAUGGUGCGCACCGUGCGUAUUCGAGAUGAGGUCAUGGGUAUUAUCGAGAAUGUGUCGGACUUGUCAUACGCCUGGGAGAUCAUCAACGAUUUCAUGAAGAUCCUGCACCAGCGCGUAAAAAACGAUCCGUCUUCUGUUAUCCUGCUGCGUGCAAUGUUUCUGAAGUUUGCGUCGAUCCUGGAUGUGCCGCUUACGCGUAUUCAUCAAUGCGGUUCCGAGGAUGUAAUCUCGGUGGCUGAAUAUUACUCGGCCGAGCUUGUGGACUACGUACGGCGCGUGAUGGAAGUCAUUCCUCAGAGUGUCUUCCGUAUUCUCGCGGGCAUUAUCAAGCUACAGACUGACCACAUGAAGCCAAUUCCUGUGAAAUUCGAGAACACCCUCCUGAAGAACCACGCCCAGCUGAACGAGCGUUAUCGUCUUGCACGUGCUACUAACGAGGUCUCCAAAUACACGGAAGGUAUUCUGGCGAUGAAGCGAACGCUACUUGGUAUCAUCGAAGUGGACCCUCGACAGGUACUGGAAGAUGGGCUGCGCAAGGAGCUCGUGUACCGCGUGUCGCUCGCUUUCCAUGAGGUGCUAAUCUUCGAGAAGAAUACGUCUGAAGAGUGCAACGAGAUCUUCGUGAAGUUAGCGUCCAACCUGGAUGCCUACCGUCUCUCGUUCGAAUACAUUCAGGACUACAUCGGCAUUUACGGUCUGCGAAUGUGGCACGAGGAACUAUCGCGUAUUAUCAACUACAACGUCGAGCAAGAAUGCAACCGAUACUUGAAGAAGAAGGUGUACGACCGUGCAUCGCAGUACCAGAGUCGUGCUAUCCCGAUCCCGAGAUUCCAGCCGCCGUCUGGUGACAUGAGUGUCAACUUCAUGGGCCGCCUUAUGCAUGCGCUUUUCAUCAUGACCGAUCCGCACACGACCAUUUACUCCCCGCAGUCAAUCGGAUGGUUCUCUGAAGAUGGCAACGAAGUCUGCGGCAUUGGUGCCUUCUCGGUUCUUCACAAGAGCGUGGGACUACUCGGUCUAGCGGGUCUGGACCGUAUGCUCUCGUUCCGUAUCGUCCACACGCUUAACAACCUGGUCAAGUUCUGGGGUUCAGCUGUGACGCCUUACUUCCCACUCCUGGAUCAGCUUUCUGCAGCGCUCGUACCAGAGUGGAAGCUACCCGAACACUCGACCAAGCUAUACGAUGCUGCGCUGAAAAAAGUGGAGAAGAUCAUGAGUAAGUUGCUGAAGGCUGUGCUUAUUAUCGGUCAAGCAGCACUCAUCCGACGACAAAUUUCGAGUGAACUCUCGUUCUCGAGCCGUUUGGAUGCUAAUUUGUUGGCGACGACGCUGGAUACGCUAAACAUUUCGCUGCUGAACGAUAUUCGCGCGCACUACCGUGACCCAAAGAACAAACCGUACCCUGGCAGCGAUGGUAACCCCGUGCUGGUUGAGCUGAACAAAUACUUGGAGAAUACCGGCGCCAACGAUCCGUUCCAGAAGAUCUACGUUACAGUCGCCGAGCCCAUGGAAGGUCUAGCGGCCAUGUUCAUGCUCUUCGUGGUCGCCUACAUGCCGAAGCUUCAGUACGACCGCAACUUCGGGGCGCUCAGCCGCGUUGGAAAGAAUCCCAUCGAUGGCGAGCCUCUGCUGGUUGGUAUCCUUACCAUCUUUAAGCAGUUCCACCCGUCGUACACGGAAAAGUUCCUGGCUUACUUGGGCCAAUUCGUGCGCACGAAGGUCAACGACAUUUUCGCCGAGAAGGCUGAUAAGAAGGGCAAAUCUUCGUUGCCAACUGAGUUGCCUGUGGAUGUGGUGAACACGCUGAUCUUCAUGCUUGAAUUCGCUCGCUGCGCCAAGAUCAAGCGCAGCAUUCUCGACGGCCACGUUCCUGCGUAUGUUUUUGACGCUAUUCAGCUCUAGUUUUCACCAAUUCUUGCUGAUAGCAAAGCCGUGGGAAGCAGAGCAAAGCAAGCUGGACAUAAAAUCUAAUGCACAAUACAAGUAGAUUUCCCAAUCCA
Molecule: messenger RNA, 3807 nt
Organism: Phytophthora nicotianae INRA-310
Lineage: Eukaryota; Oomycota; Peronosporomycetes; Peronosporales; Peronosporaceae
Exons: 2
Coding region: 641-3709 (1022 amino acids)
Biological process (GO): actin filament polymerization; endosome organization; regulation of actin nucleation
Cellular component (GO): WASH complex; endosome
Source: RefSeq, a predicted model, not a curated record